CCUCUCAAGGAAAGGAUUAUACUUUCGGUGACUGAAAGUUUGUUUCUACUCCAUGUUAUUCUAGUCAGAAUGAGUUUUUCAAAAUCCAAUGGAUACACCUUAUCAUUAUUAUUUGUGCUUGUUAGUUUUCAUCCUGUGCAGAGACUUCAACUGUGAGCAGACUUGUACUGAACUGGAGCUGCAGGACAGACAACCGAACGAAAAUCACAUCAAAGUUCAGACAAACUCUGUAUUAAGCUUAACAGUUUAUUUAAACACUUUUAACUGUCAAGAAAGAUGGAACUGGUCCCUUGUCAGGCUGUCAACCUAUGAGAACGGCAUCCACGUUGAUGUCUGCAAAGUUCUUCUCCACAGCGUGACGUGUCACGUGACAAGCGUGUCCUCCCCGUGCACGUGUUUACGCCCUCUGGCGAUCAAGUUCUCCAAGCAGAUUACACAAGAGGACAAUAAAGUCUUCAUUUGGAAAUGGAGUGAUUCCCAGUCACUUCAAGAAGAAAAACAAAGAGAGAUAACCCUGUUUGUUGAGCAAUCGGAAGAGAAGACUGUCUCACUGACACUCCUGCUGACAACUACUAUCUCUUGUGUUGGCUUUGUCAUCAUCGUCAUCAUCACUGCUAUCUGUGUCGUCAGACACAAGCGACACACUAGAGUCAGGACAAGCGUCCCCCCGACACGUGUACAAGGGGAAGAAAUCCACAUGUACACAGCGUUGUACCCUCAGGGACUAAGACAUCCCGAGGAAACACAAACCAGGGUUCGAAGCUCUAAAGAGAUGACAGAAUCAGUUGGACCACGGACUACAGCUGUUGCCAGAGAAAAUCAACCAGACUACCUUGAGCUGACGGAUCAUCCUGACGAUUAUCUUGAACCUGUACCGAUCUUAUAGAGAAGAGGAGGAUAAUUUUCCUAGUGAAUACACCUGUUGUUUACAGUUUUACCCGCCACUUUUGUGCCAGAUGUUUUAAAUGUACGAUGAAUUAAGAAUGAAUUAAAAUGCAUGGACCUCUCUUCCUAAGAUUGCUGUCUUAGAUGAGUCAUUUCAAAUUCUUGGGGGCAUUGGAUAAAGGCAAGAAAAUAUCCAAAAUGUUAAUAAUCAUUAUUUUAAUCAUAUUGUGCUCUACUGAUUUUCAUCUGAAUGAGCAAAUGAAAAAAUGUACGUACGUAUGGACUGAAAUGUGAUUUCCUUAAUGACAGACGAAAGAAACCUAUAAUUAUAAAGGAGGUUGCAUUUGCUUAGUAUUAUUGUACAUUGUGGAACGGACUAAUGGUUAAGUUGCUUCUUUGUGUAUUGUCAAUAUUGUGAUUGGUACUCUUUUCCUCUUAUUGUUAGUACUUGAUGUCAGUAAUCGAAUGUCACUUUAUUGCUAAUAAUGGUAUUAAUGUUUCGUUUAUUCAAUGUUACUCCUCGGGGAGCAUAGGGCCGCAAUGGUGUUAAUGUAAUACUCAUUGCUACAUUACCAUCACGACUUAUUUAUAUAGACUUAUUUGCAUCUUACUUUUGGAACAAAUAAAUUCAAGCAUCGAUGGUAUUAAUAAACCUUACUAAUAUUAGAAAGUAA
Molecule: messenger RNA, 1559 nt
Organism: Pomacea canaliculata
Lineage: Eukaryota; Metazoa; Mollusca; Gastropoda; Architaenioglossa; Ampullariidae
Exons: 5
Coding region: 89-886 (265 amino acids)
Source: RefSeq, a predicted model, not a curated record